UCACCAGCAGGAUCACUUCUGAACCACAUCUUUUACGCGCUGCACGUAUUUACCGACUGACCAGUGCUGGCUACAGCUAGUUCGAGGACCGUGCAGGACGCUGAUUUGAUCAUCGCACCUCGCAUCAUCUCAAAUCUUCGUGUGUCUCUUCGGUGAUAGUUCGCGUUCCAUCGUCGCGAAAACGUUCGCUCGGAAGGUUCAGCUUCCCGCGCGAUAAGCAGGCGCUGCUGCCGGUCGAAGUACUCCUGAAAAGAAGCGCGUCCCCGUGUGGCUUGCUCGCUUCGUCUUUCAUCGUUUGACAUCUUCAAUAACAUCCAAGAUUUCAUUAGUUUAAACAUCCAGUUUGCUGUUAGCAGCAAAUUAUCCUCUUGCAAGCCAAAAAAUUAAAAUGGUAAUGGAGGCAUCACCGUCUCCACAAUCGGUGGGGCGCGAGUUUGUACGCCAAUACUACACCCUACUGAAUCAAGCUCCAGCUCAUCUCCACAGGUUUUACAAUCAAAAUUCUUCGUUUGUCCAUGGCGGAUUGGAUUCUAAUAGAGAGUGCACACCAGCGAUCGGCCAAAAACAAAUCCAUCAAAAAAUACAACAACUGAACUUCCGAGAUUGCCAUGCCAAAAUCAGUCAAGUCGAUGCUCAACUGACUCUUGAGAACGGAGUAGUUGUUCAGGUAUCUGGCGAGUUAUCUAACGCAGGUCAACCGAUGCGUCGUUUUACACAAACCUUUGUGUUGGCGGUUCAGGCUCCGAAAACCUAUUAUGUCCAUAAUGACAUAUUCCGUUAUCAAGACAUGAUCUUUCCCGAUGAGGACGAAGCUGACGUAAGUGGCGGAGACAGCGGCGAGAGCGGCGAGAGAGAAGCUGAAGAAAUUCGCACGGAACCUGAAGAAGAAGAUCACCAGACUCAGGCCCAACAAUUAGGCGCUCCCAGUCAAACUGCUGAACAACAGGCUCAGCCGCCUCUCAUUCCGACGCAACCACCUCCACUGCAACCACAGCAGCCACUGUAUUAUGCUGCACCACCAACAACCGUGGUACAUCCGGUAAUGCGUCAAGUUCUUAACGGAAAUGUUCACGAAGAAGUUCAACUUAAUCAACAGCAACCACAAGUGCAACCUCCGUCACCUCAAACCCAGCAGCAACAUCAAUACAUCGCAGAGCCAACCGCACAGUCGCAGGUUGUGCAGGAGACUGAAUUAAAUGGUGAGCAGCAACAACAACCGCAGCAACAGCAAAGUGACAACGAACCGCAGACACAAACUGAAGAGAGGAAUGAUCAACAGGAGACUGAGACUUUUAACGCAUCCGCACAGGAAACCGAACCUGAACAUCAAGCUUCCAAUGUUACGGUUAACAAUAGCGGACCUAAGACUUAUGCUAACUUGGUAAAGUCUUUCCCGAGCAGUGGCGGUGCUACUAGCCCGCAAGCACCCAAACUCUCUAUGUCUCCGCCGCCAAUGACAAAUCUACGUUUAGACGAUAGAUCGCCAGGACUGCAUCCUACCAACAACGGUCCAACUUCUAUGACUGUUCCCAACAAUGUGUCGACAGUUCAGCAACAAGCGCAUAGAGUUGGCGGUAAUCAGCCUCCGCAGCAGCAGCAGCAGCAACAUCCACAACAACGAGUUCCAAGAGGUGGUCUCGUACAAAGAGAUGGAGAACGACGCAGUACUCGACCUGGUCAGUACAGUGAUGCGCAUCAACUCUUCCUGGGUAACUUACCACACAACGCGUCUGAAAACGACUUGCGUCAAGUGUUUGAGCGGUAUGGCCGAGUUGCCGAGUUACGUGUUCACAGUAAAACAAACGACAGAUGUAAAGGACCUCCCGGAAGCAAUAAUGCCGCCCGAGUACCUAACUAUGGAUUUAUCACAUUUGAAGACCAACAAGUUGUGACAAAAGUUUUGAGUUCUUUGCCUAUAUAUUAUCCUGACGAAAGUGGACAAAAGCUGAAUGUUGAGGAAAAGAAGGUGAGACCUCCUAGAAUGCCGAUGGACGGUAGCGGCGGCAGAUUGAAUUCCGGUGACGGCGGUAUGCGUUCCAUGGGCGGUCAACAAUCCCAACAGCAGCAGCAACGUGGACCAGGUGGACCUGGAGGCGUGAUGAGAGGCGGUCAGCACGGCUCACGAGGUGGCCGUGGAGGAUUUUCGCGAGGCGACGGCGGCAGGGGUGGCGGCAGUAUGCGACAAUCAGGUGGCAAUCCGAGCAAUCCUGGUUACCAACCCCGUCGCUAAUACCCGGCCAAGUACGCAACAGUUAACAGCAUCUUUUUAAUUUUCUCCCUCUUGACUAAAAAAGUCACUGGUACCACCAUCUGUAUCUGCCGUCUUCAUUUCGAGAAUUUUGGGAUCCAGGACUAUUUCGUCUGCCACUCGACGUCUAUAAGCUUAAAAAACGUCGCUUGCAACGUUCAAGAAACAAGAGUAACGGUCGAUCCUAGAUUAUGAUUAGCUCAAAAAAAAACAAAAAAAACAAAAAAAAAAAAAACAAAACCGUACGAAAUACGAAACUCGAACGCGCCUUCCUCGACGCGUGUCGGAAAUCUCUUGGACAGAGGAUUCCGCGUGCGAGUCCUCACGCGAGAGUUGUUUCUUCAAUGUGACUCAACGUCUGUGUUUACCAGUCAGCAAGCUGAUAAUUGCCGGUUCGAGUUCGUUCUUCGUACAGAUUCGGGCAAUCCUGCAGGACUUUACGAAGCCCACACUAAAAUGGAGUGCGAACAAAACACGUGCAGCCGUGUGACAAAUCCGAAAGGAGCUUCUCAAAGGAGAACGUGAACCGAGUGUGGUAAAAAAUUAUAGUGAAUGGUAAACAAAAAGAAAAAAAAGAAAAAGAAAAAAGCGACGAGACGUGAUCUGAAGUCGGGAAAUUGUGUCGGAACUCUUUGUGGGGUGGUUUUUUUAGAGUAUCAUACGUUAUUUGUCACUCCUAGGUUGUUUCUUUCAGCCGAUCACGAGACAAGAAGACAGCAGAACUGAGGUUUUAAAGUGUACACAGAGCGGACACUUGUGGACAAGAUUGAAGGAAGAACUCUACGGAGUGUUGUGACGUGCGUAUUCUCUUUGCGCUUUCGAGUCGACUCAUCAACCGCCGAACAGAACGUCUCACGGUGUCGUCACGGGCGAAGAAUUGGUGUAUAGAUUAGAAAUCUUUUCCCUACGGACCGAAACUUCUGUCAAGUAUUGUUAAGACGCGCGACUAUAAAAUCGCCGGGAUUUUGUCCCGGUUGCACGCAACAAAACAAAAAAGAGCGGCGACGACAGUCUAGUUUCUGUUCCGCUGAGAUAUUUUUCUUCUAUUUAUACAGCCGAUCAUCGAUCGAUUAGAAUCGAUCGUGACUAAGUAAUCCUUCUUUCUCUUCUCCCUUUCCUUUCUCUUUCCGACUGUUUUUUUCAUAGUUCCUCGCUCCAUUCGCCAAUGCGAUCCAGAACUUGUUCUGGUCUUUCCUUCCUUUUCGUAUUUCUUUGUUAUAAUUUUCCUCUCCUUUUUUCUAAGCUACCCCCAUAUAGAACGUUGUCCUCUUUUUAUAGUCUUUCUAUUCUGGCAUCUACCUCCCUUUUCCAACAUACUUAUUAUUACUUUCGUUAGAUAAAGUUACACAAAGAUCGCGCGCGCGCACGAUUUAACGUUGUAUCGCCCGAUCGCUUAAUUAUCGCUUAAUUAUCGCUCGCGAGACGGCGUUUUUUCCUUUUUGCGAGAGUCAACAAUUGUCUUCUGGUAAUCGCAGAAAUUCGCGGUGCGCGUUGAAUCGCGACAGAUAACGUGUAUCCGAUGCAAAAUCUCACGCCUGAGAUUUAAAAAUCGCUGAAAAGAAAAAAUAAUAGCAAUUUACUGUAUUCAGUACAAGUAGUUUUUUUUUUGCAAGCUUGAUGAAAAAUUUAUAUCGUUUAUUGUUAUCGUGACAGUCAAUUGUCACAAUCAAUUGGUAUUUAAAUUAAUAAGUAGAUAAAUUGUAAUUGUUGUUUAUAUUGAAAAUUUUUUUUCGGCCACAUUUCCACGGACAGGGAAAAAUGUUUAAAAUGAGCAUGGUUUUUCAUUACAUUGACGAUGUUUGCGUGCAUACAGCGUUUAUCAGACCACUUUUUUUUUUUUUUUUUUUUGUAAAAGUACUGACUGAAAUAUUUUCGAAAAUUGUAUCAUCCGUUAGUUUCUCUUUAGACUCAUUCGUUUUCUUGUACUUCUCGACGCAGUGAUUUCGUAGCGGGUUUAUUUUUGAGAGACGCGGUGGAAAGGUUCUAGUCACAAUAAAACAACACACACAUACAGCUCGCACGCGAAAAGUCCUGCGAUUAUCAGGGACUGAACAAUGCGUCUCUCUUCCGCGGCCUAUCAAACUCCCAUAUCUUUACAAAAACUUUAACCUCACGGGCGAUUGAAAUUCGCUCGCAGUUUUUUUUUUUUGCAGAAAGUAAACAAUUUUGAAAAUUAAAUAUUUGAUUCUCGUAACGCGAAAAAAAGAGUAGCGGAACGAGAUCUUCGCACACACACACGUGCCAUUUUAUUUACGACAGAGAUGAUGCGACAAACAUUGAAAAGUUGAUUCUUCACGAUCGAAAAAUUUGUGUAUUUACGAUAAUUUAAACAUUUAUAAAAAUAUAUUAUGUAUAUCGAGGAGCGCGCGUGCGUGUACGUGUGCGUAUAUAUGUGUGCGCAGAAAAUACGAAAGAAUGUGAAUGUGUGAGUGCGUAUGUGUAUAUGAGUGAUAUACGCAUGUAUGUGUGCGUAGAGUGAGUUUUAGCCGGUUUGUAUUUCUCAUCUUUGCGAAAUCACGGAGGGAAUUAUUAAUCUACAUCAUCACGCACGAGCGCGACUUCGCAAUAGUUUUUAAUGAAAAAAAAAAAAGUGUGUAUCGGGCGACACUUCGCGUCUGGGUUCUGACGACUGCGUUUCUUCUCGCGAUUCUCUCGAGACUGUUCAGCAUCCCGACUUCGUCUAAUGUUACAUUUUUUGUUUUUUUUUUAAACUUCCUAGAAACUAUAUUUGUCAUUACGACGUAGUAUUAAUCUCUUAGCGCGCGAUGUCUCUCUCGUUUGAGAUGUUUGUUCCGAGACGACAGCGAUGACGGCCGCGAAUGAACGAUGCGGUCGUUAAUCCCCAAACCCAGACGCGGAUAAAGGAAUAGGUUUUGCGUAGCUGCGCAUCUGCGGUUUUUUGCUAUAAUAUAUUUUCACAAUUAGCAACGGAAGAAAAACCAACUGGACAAAUCCUAUUCUACGGACAAAUAAUGUGUCCCCUCGUCUGAGAUAAUACAUCCGAAAUAUGCAUCUUACUCUUAUAUACUUAUAUAUUCUGUUAUAGAAUUAUAUUAAACGCUAUGUAGGAAGAAAAGAAAAUGGAAGAUUUGACCCGUCGAAUCUUUAACUCUUUAUAAGUUAGUUUAGUACGAUUACAAACGUUUUUUGAAUUUUUGUGGAUAGGCAUUGCCAUCUUAGUAUUGUUAUAAAAAAGAAAAACAAAAAAAAAACAAAAAAAAAACAAUUAUGAUCAUUAAAUCUUAAAUCAGAAGAAUACAGGAUGGAGCAUUUAACUUUAUCACUUCUCUCUUCCUUGCGGCAGAAACUAGAAUGUGUUUUAUAGGAAUUUUAAAAAUUUAUAAUCGCGGGCGAUGAAGAAGUAGAUUGUUUUUUUUUUAAUUUUUUUUCUUGUUUUGUCUUUUUUUUUUAUUCUCUCACACACACACACACACACACAUUGUCGUUUUAUUUUCGAAAAUACUGUAUAAGUAAUUUAUGCUAGUAGAAAACUUUUUAGCGAUAUAUGAUGCUAAUUUACUGACUUAAUAAUAAACGAAAAAACCGA
Molecule: messenger RNA, 5795 nt
Organism: Pseudomyrmex gracilis
Lineage: Eukaryota; Metazoa; Arthropoda; Insecta; Hymenoptera; Formicidae
Gene: rin
Product: ras GTPase-activating protein-binding protein 2
Exons: 10
Coding region: 389-2230 (613 amino acids)
Cellular component (GO): cytosol; ribonucleoprotein complex
Molecular function (GO): mRNA binding
Source: RefSeq, a predicted model, not a curated record